UCGAAGACGAAGCGAGCAACUUGUAUAAGAGUCGUGGGGACAACACCACAAUUUUUUGCGCUCUAAGCUCUGCCUAACAGAUUUUUUCAAUUUUCUUUCACAGACUCUGAAGAAACUUAAACGAAGACGAAGAUGAUGACCGAGCAAUUAACCGAGGAACAGAUCGCCGAGUUCAAAGAAGCCUUCAGCCUCUUCGACAGAGACGGCGAUGGCUGUAUCACUACCAAGGAGCUGGGAACGGUGAUGAGAUCUCUGGGACAGAAUCCAACUGAAGCUGAACUCCUGGAUAUGAUCAGUGAAGUGGAUGCUGAUCAGAAUGGCACAAUUGAUUUCCCUGAAUUCUUGAAUUUGAUGGCACGCAAAUUAAAGGAUACUGAUUCUGAGGAGGAACUGAAAGAAGCCUUCAAGGUUUUUGAUAAAGAUCAAAAUGGUUUCAUUUCUGCUGCAGAGCUUCGACAUGUCAUGGCAAAUCUUGGAGAGAAGUUGACAGAUGAAGAAGUCAAGGAGAUGAUCCAAGAAGCGGAUGUUGACGGUGAUGGUCAGGUGAAUUAUGAUGAGUUUGUUAGGAUGAUGCUUGCAAAGUGAUUGCAAUUUCAUUGGGUUGAACACAACAUAAAGUUAUGGAUAGUUUCGAAUGUUUCCCUUUGGAUUUAUUAGUUGCUAUGCUUGUUGAUUUGGAGUGUAGUUUUAUUAACUUGCAUUACGAUGAAUAUUUAGCUGUUUCUUCAUUUUUGUUUAUCUUCGUCUGUUUCCUAUAGUUUGUUCACAUUUCAAAAUUAUGGUUCCUGUUUUGAUACUCAGUUUCAUGUAUUUCAAUAUUAUGUGAAUGUUGAUGC
Messenger RNA from Mangifera indica (mango), 836 nucleotides. RefSeq names its product calmodulin-like. Bases 133 to 585 code for a protein of 150 amino acids. Lineage: Eukaryota; Viridiplantae; Streptophyta; Magnoliopsida; Sapindales; Anacardiaceae. The transcript is spliced from 4 exons. Gene Ontology annotation, molecular function: calcium ion binding; enzyme regulator activity. The record is from RefSeq and is a predicted model, not a curated record.